ACUUAUAUAUCAUUCCAACAAAUCAGAAAAAUGUUUGAUUUUCUUCGCCACGGAACAAAACAGUAGUAGUAUGGUAAUUGGUUAAUCCAAAAAAACCGAAACUUAACCGGGACGUACGGUUUGGUGACACAAAAGUAGCAGGUACCACACGUGUCUUAUUUUCGCAGCUUGGGGAGUAGUCGCCAUAGAAGGCAGAGUUAGACAAGGUAGCUGAAAAUUUACACCCAAGAUUGUCGAGAAUGGAUUCUUCGGAGACCACCAACUACCAAAACGUUGUCGUAAUGAGGCACGGCGACCGUCUCGACAACGUCGACCCGACUUGGGUGAAGACGGCGGAGAGGCCCUGGGAUCCGCCGCUGGUAGAUGCCGGUCUGGACAGGGCUUUUGCUACCGGUAGGGAGCUUCGGAACGCCCUAAGCUUCCCGAUCCACCGGGUUUUCGUCUCCCCGUUCCUCCGCUGUGUCCAGACAGCAUCUCAGGUGGUCCUCGCUCUCUGCGCCGCGGGUGACGAUCCCAACGCCUUGUCCUCCCGCGAUGUCGUUUCUAUUGACACCACCAAGCUGAAGGUGUCCAUCGAGUAUGGACUCUGUGAGAUGUUGAGCAGGGAAGCAAUUGCACCUAAUCUGGCACCCGCAGAUGGAAACUUUAGGUUUAAUGUCCCAGAACUUGAGGCAAUGUUACCCGCUGGGACAGUGGAUCAUACUGUGGAGCCAGUAUACAAAGAGCCGCCAAAAUGGGAAGAGACAGUUGUUGGCACAAGGACAAGAUAUGAAACAAUUAUUAAGGCACUUGCAGAUAAAUACCCUUCAGAGAACUUGCUAUUGGUUACACAUGGGGAAGCGGUUGGAGUGUCAGUUUCUGCAUUCUUAAAGGGUGCAACAGUCUAUGAAGUGGAAUAUUGUGCAUAUUCUGAAUUAAGAAGACCAGUCUUUUGCAACAAUGGGUCAGUCAGUGCUGGCAACUUUGAGAUGCUUGCACAUAGUGGCCAAACCGGUAUUCGCUACUUACAGCCUGUAUUUGGCAUUGCUAACAGCGAUGGUUCCAUUAAUGAAUGACCUCUUGCAUGUUUUUUGCUUCGCCAUUCAGUUGGUGUCACUGUGUCUGUGUCUUUUGACACAACAACUCCUAACGGGUCAUUGUCAUUGAUUAUGGCUUUCCUUGCCUAACAUGAUUUAUUCAUGACACAAGAAAAUAAGAAUUAUGAACGUGCAUUCUCUUUUUCAUUGUCACUGAUCUCACGGAUUCUGAAAUAAGAAAAUGUAGCCAGC
This is a messenger RNA of Rubroshorea leprosula, 1268 nucleotides long. The record is from the annotation of a GenBank genome assembly. Lineage: Eukaryota; Viridiplantae; Streptophyta; Magnoliopsida; Malvales; Dipterocarpaceae.